Messenger RNA from Pterocles gutturalis (yellow-throated sandgrouse), 2238 nucleotides. RefSeq names its product matrilin 2 (gene MATN2). The annotation marks the transcript as partial. The transcript has 14 exons. The record is from RefSeq and is a predicted model, not a curated record. NCBI's taxonomy places the organism in Eukaryota, Metazoa, Chordata, Aves, Pterocliformes, Pteroclidae. Gene Ontology annotation, molecular function: calcium ion binding.
GUAAAAAUGUCUGCAAAUCAGUCAGCCAUGGCUGUGAGCAUAUUUGUGUUAGUGCUGACAAUUCCUACAUUUGCAAGUGUCGUGAGGGAUUCGUCUUAAGAGAAGAUGGCAAGACAUGCAGAAGACGGGACAUCUGCAAAUUAGUCAGCCAUGGCUGUGAGCAUAUUUGUGUUAACGAAGAUGACUCGUAUGUUUGCAAGUGUCAUGAGGGUUUUCUGCUGAGAGAAGAUGGGAAAACAUGCAGACAUAAAGACAUCUGUAGUUCCCUUGACCAUGGCUGUGAACAUGUUUGUGUUAAUACUGAUGAGUCAUACAUCUGCCAGUGUUAUGAUGGAUUUGCACUAAGGGAAGAUGGAAAAACAUGUAGAAAUAAAGAUGUUUGCAAUUCUGUUGACCACGGCUGUGAGCAUGUUUGCGUGAAUACAGAUAGCUCAUACGUUUGCCAGUGCUAUGAGGGUUUUGUAUUGAGGGAAGAUAAGAAAACGUGUAAAAAUAAGGACAUCUGCAAAUCAGUCAGUCAUGGCUGUGAACAUCUUUGUGUUAAUAAUGACGAUUCAUACACUUGCCAGUGCCAUGAUGGAUUUGUACUAAGGCAAGAUGGGAAAACGUGCCGAAGCAAGGAUAUUUGCAAAUCAGUCAACCAUGGCUGUGAACAUGCUUGUGUUAAUGCUGGUGAUUCAUUUGUUUGUAAGUGUCAGGAGGGAUUCCUGCUAAGAGAAGAUGGAAAAACAUGCAAAAAUAAAGAUCUUUGCAAAUCAGUCAACCAUGGCUGUGAACAUGUUUGUGUUAAUACCGAUGAUUCGUACAUCUGCAAAUGCCACGAUGGGUUCCUACUGAGAGAAGAUGGGAAAACCUGCAGAAAUAAAGAUGUUUGCAAGUCAGUUGACCAUGGCUGUGAACAUUCUUGCGUUAAUACUAAUGAUUCCUAUAUCUGCAAGUGUCAUGAGGACUUCAUACUGAGGGAAGAUGGGAAAACCUGUAGGAGUAAAGAUCUGUGUAAAUCCAUUGACCAUGGCUGUGAACACGUGUGCAUUAAUAAUAACAAUUCAUACAGCUGCCAGUGCCACGAGGGUUUUGUCCUGCGACAAGAUGGGAAAACAUGUCGAAGUAAAGAUGUCUGCAAAUCAGUUGCCCAUGGUUGUGAACAUCUUUGUGUUAAUAAUGACGAUUCAUACAUCUGCAAAUGCCCGGAGGGAUAUGUACUAAAAGAGGAUUUGAAAACAUGCAGAGGAUGCACUGAAGGGCCACUUGACCUGGUGUUCGUGAUUGAUGGAUCAAAAAGUCUCGGAGAGGAGAAUUUUCAAAUUGUAAAACAAUUUGUCUCAGGAAUCUUGGAUGCACUUGAGAUUUCACCCAAAGCUGCUCGGGUUGGUUUGCUUCAGUAUUCCACGGAAGUGCGCACAGAGUUUACGUUAAGGCAGUUCAGCUCAGCCAGAGACAUGAAGAAAGCUGUAUCGCAAAUGAAAUACAUGGGGCGAGGUUCCAUGACAGGACUGGCUCUGAAGCAAAUGUUUGAGAGAAGCUUCACAGAAACAGAAGGAGCAAGACCCCUUUCAGCAAAUGUCCCUCGAAUCUCCAUUGUGUUUACAGAUGGACGAGCCCAAGAUGAAGUCUCCGAGUGGGCUGCUAGAGCAAAGCGAAGUGGUAUAAUUAUCUAUGCCAUUGGAAUAGGAAAAGCAAUUGAGGAAGAACUUCUGGAAAUUGCUUCUGAGCCAUCAUAUAAACAUCUCUUCUAUGCCGAGGAUUUCACAGCUAUGGAGGACAUAAGUGAAGAGCUAAGAGCCCAAAUCUGUGAAGCAAAAGCUUCAAAAGAUAAAGACCAGUGCAAAUGUGAAAACCUUGUGACAUUCCAGAACUAUGCAACCAAUGAAGUCAGAAAACUCACCCAGCGAUUGGAAGAAAUGACAAAGAGAAUGGAAGACUUGGAGAACAGGCUAAAAUACUGAUCAAAUUCAAAGUGUAUACAACACUGUAUAUUUAUACAUACAAACUUGUCAGAGCUAUUUUCUUAAACUGGUUCUAAGUAAAAUAACAAAUCCUUGUGUCUGAAGUUGAAAAGAUUUUUGAUCCCUGCAUCUAUGUACUAUGUGUUCUGUCUUGCAUUGAUUGCAGAUAAGAAGUGUUGAAAGUUUUAUAUAUAUAAACAAUCUAGUAACUAGCAAAAGUUCUAAUUAAGCAGAACUAAACUGAAAUAAGCUAUGCAAAAUAAUAAAAUGCUGUUAUUUUUUUGAAGUGAAA